Molecule: messenger RNA, 3805 nt
Organism: Nothobranchius furzeri (turquoise killifish)
Lineage: Eukaryota; Metazoa; Chordata; Actinopteri; Cyprinodontiformes; Nothobranchiidae
Source: RefSeq, a predicted model, not a curated record
AGUUGCUGAUUUUAUCUUGGAGACGUUUCUCCUCACAUCAGCUUCAGAUCUAAAGCUUGGGUUGUGAGUAGGAGGCUUAGAAGUUCUGGUCAGAAACAAACACGCUGAUUGUGAUGGAAGUUUUUAUUGUUCCUAAAGUAGAAAUCUGUUUUUAUCUAAAUGAAGUUCAUGUUCUUGUUCCUUUUCCCCACAUCAUGUAGCCAGUAUCACUCAUGGUGUAAAUAUAAAGGUAUGGUGGUCUGUAACAUCAUGUGUCUGUGUUUCCUACAGAUGUUCCACAGCUGGUGCUGGUUAAAGAAGAAGCUCCUGAAGAACAGAGUGCUGGUGUGGACCAGCAGGACCCAGAACACCUCCACAUAAAGGAGGAACAGGAGGAGCUCUGGACCAGUCUGGAGGGAGAGCAUCUCUGUUUGAAGGAGGAGACUGAAGCUGUCGGGUUUCCUGUUACUGCUGUUUCUAUAAAGAGUGAGGAGGAUGAAGAGAAACCUCUGGUCUCACAGCUUCAUCAGCAGCAAAUAGAAGACAGAGAUGUUCCAACCAGCAGCUCAGCUGACCAGAUGGCAGCAGAAACUGGUGGAGGAGCAGGAACUAGCAGGAACCCAGAUCUGAACCCUCAUGAACAAACAUCUGAUUCUUCAGAGACUGAAGUUAGUGGAGAUGAUGAUGAUGAUGAUGAUGAUGAUGAUGAUGAUGAUGAUGAUGAUGAUGGUGUGAAUCUGGACUCUGAGCUGUCAGACUCUGGGUCUGAAACUGGAGAUGAAGAUGAUGACUGGAAUGAGAGCAGGUCUUCUGAGUCAGAUGUUUCAAGGAAGAGAGAAGAGACGGCUGAGAAACAUCUGCUCUUACAUUUCCACAACCAGCAAAUGAAAGACGGAGGUGUCCCACCCAGCAGCUUGGCUGGGCAGAUGGCAGCAAAAGUUGGUGGAGGAGCAGAAACUAGCAAGAACCUAGAUCUGUACCCUAAUGAGAAGACAUCCGAUUCUUCACAGAUUGAAGUCAGUGGAGAAGAUGAAGAUGAUGUGAAUCUAGACUCUGAGCGUUCAGACUCUGGGCCUGAAACUGGAAACGGAGACCAUGGCUGUAAUGAGAACAAGUUUUCGGAGUCAGAUAUUAAGGCCAUCAACAAAUCAUUUAGCUGCCCUGUGUGUGGUAUACGGUUCCUCCACAAGUGGUCUCUUAAGAAACAUGUGAGAGUGACAAGUCAUUCAGCAGUAAAGUUGUCAGAGUGUUUGGUUAAUACAAAAUGUGUGAAAGAGAAGCAACAUGGAGGCUCAUGUAGAAAAGUCCAGAAAGAACCAAAAUCAUUUAUUUGUGAUGACUGUGGAAAAAGAUUUAGCCUAAAGUCCAGUUUAACCCGUCAUAUGAAAGUCCACACAGGAGAGAAGCCUUUUGCCUGUGAGCUCUGUGGAUACAGAUGUACCCAAAAGGCACAUUUAAACACACACAUGAGAGUCCACACAGGAGAUAAGCCUUUUGCCUGUGAGCUCUGUGGAUACAGAUGUACCCAAAAGGCAAAUUUAAAUGAUCACAUGAAAGUCCACACAGGAGAGAAGCCUGUUGCCUGUGAGUUCUGUGUAUACAGAUGUACCCAAAAGGCAAAUUUAAAUGAUCACAUGAAAGUCCACACAGGAGAGAAGCCUUUUGCCUGUGAGCUCUGUGGAUACAGAUGUACCCAAAAGGCAAGAUUAAGCAGACAUAUGAGAGUCCACACAGGAGAGAAGCCUUUUGCCUGUGAGCGCUGUGGGCAAAGAUUUAGCCAUAAACAUAGUUUAAACACACACAUUAGAGUCCACACAGGAGAGAAGCCGUUUGCCUGUGAGCUCUGUGGAUACAGAUGUACCAAAAAGUCACAUUUAAAUGAUCACAUGAAAGUCCACACAGGAGAGAAGCCUUUUGCAUGUGAGCUCUGUGGGAAAAGAUUUAGCCGUAAAAAUAGUUUAAACACACACAUGAGAGUCCACACAGGAGAGAAGUCUUUUGCCUGUGAGCUCUGUGGAUACAGAUGUACCGAAAAGGCAAGUUUAAACAGACACAUGAAAGUCCACACAGGAGAGAAGCCUUUGCCUGUGAGCUGUGUGGGCAAAGAUUUAGCCGAAAGACAAAUUUAAAGAGACAUAUGAGCAUCCACACAAGGCUCGAGGGAUUUGUUUAACAACAGUUCUUCCAAAUGUGCUAUUUAGUUUUUUUUACAACCUUAAUAUUAGUCUUGUACCUCUGCUCAGCUAUCGUUGAUCAAGUCCGUACUCGGCCCUUGAGCCACCUCUUCCUUUGAUUUUCAUUUUCAAAUCUCCUUUGUUUUUUUAAACUCAGACCUUAACCAAACAUUUGAGAUGUUCAUUCAUGAAUUCUGAAUACAAAAAAAAUAUUAAAGAUUAAGAAAAAACUGUUAUACCCUCCUGUAUUUAAGAAACAGAUACGACAACAGGCACAUGAUGGUUGUAGUACAAAACCCACUGCAAUUUAAAGCUGUUAGAUACCGGUGGCGUCUUUUUUAAAUAAUUUAUAUGUAUAUAAAAUAGCAUACAAUGUUGUAAUAACUGCACCUUAAAAAGAAUUUGUCUUUAUUAGGGCUGAAACGAUUCCUCAAGUACCUCGAAUAAUUCGAGUACAAAAAAUCCUCAAGUCAAAUUCUCUGCCUCAAAGCUUCGUUUAAUUCAUGUUGUAUUAAUUCAUGGCUUUGCAAUCGCCCUUGGUCAUGUUUCACCUGGACCGAAAUAAGUGACGCACAUACACACUGCACUGAAUGCACACGCGAGUAGCGAACGCAACUUAACUUUUAAGCCAUGGUGGACAAUGUGGACCCCGGUGGAGUGCGAAAAAGACACAAAAUGUCAAAGGUGUGGGACCAUUUUUCACGUCGUAAGGCGGAAAACGUACUCCAGUGUAAAUACUGUAAAAUGGAUUUAGCCUACCACAACACCACAUUCCUCGAUGCUGCAACCUGACCAGGAAACAUCCACAUGUAAAUGUCACUUCUGCAAGCGGACUCGGAGCCUCUACAACAGGGGUGUCAAACUCAAACUCACACGGGGCCGAAAUGAAACUCUGGGAUGGAGUCGAGGGCCAAACAAUAUUUUUUAAAAAGUGACAGCAAAUUUGCACAUUUUCUUUAUCAACAUAUAUGCAAUUUUGAACCUUUAAAUUUUGAAACAAACGUAUAUCUGCAUUAACACUGAAUGUGGAAUAACCAAAUUACACACGAGCAAGUCAGUUUGAAAUAAAAGGCAUCAGUGGUAUUCAUUACUUGUGGUAUAAUCAGCAUUUUAAAAAUCUAUGCAGGAUUUAUGUUUUCUUGUUUUUAUUCAUUUUUCUUAUUUUUAUUCUCCUUUUUUUUCUCCUGUAAUAAGUGUCAUCUCUGCUGUGACUUCUAGCGUUCCCCACUGAGGAACAACAAAGGGAUUUUCUAUUCUAUUCAUCUAUCUGCAGCCUUUCCACUUCCUGUUUACUGUAGGUUAAAUCUUUUCUCACGGGCCAACAACAAAAUAAAAAUAUCAUUUUAUCUUAAAUGAAAACGCAACAUCUCACCUGUUAACUUUCAUGUUUUGGAGCAGAAAAAGAGCAUAAAGCCAACAUAUUUAACGCUUGGUUUGCUCCACUGGUUUACUGUGAUGCUCACCUGUUCCAGCCAGAUACCUGCAUCAUGGGGUUGAUCUGAGCUGAGGAGGAGACUCCUGUUGUUUUGUUCAUCUUCAUCAUAAUAAUGACAACAUUAGAUGACAACAGGUGCUCACAAAGGUUUGUGCUGCUGAACAUGUCUGAGCAGCUUGACCAGGUUGUUGUGUGUCGGGGAGAAAUUAAAACAUCU